AUGGUCGAUCCGGCCGUGGCUUACACUGACUAUCCCCCAUUCGAAAAAGGCGUCCAAGACGGUGUCUUCUUGACUAACUCAAACGGAUCCAUCUAUCAAGGCGUCGUCUGGCCCGGCAUUACUGCCUUUCCCGACUGGUUUGCCCCACAGAUACAGGAAUACUGGAACAGCCAAUUCUCUACAUUUUUUGACGCAGACAGUGGCGUCGAUAUCGACGCGCUAUGGAUCGACAUGAACGAAGCCUCAAAUUUCUGUGACUGGCCCUGCGCAAACCCAGCGGAAUUUGCGCAAGAAAAUGAUGACCCUCCCAAUCCUCCCCCUGUUCGCUUAUCGCCACCACGGCCAAUCCCGGGCUUUGGGUCGAAUUUCCAGCCUAAAUGUGUCGCUUCAGUUUCAUUCACCGUCUAUGCGGAGACCUAUUAUGGAGAAGAUAUCUAUAUUCUCGGUAGUUCCCCUACUUUGGGAGAAGGGAACGUUCACAAUUCCGUUGAAAUGAGCGCAGACAACUACCCAGAGUGGCAGGUUACCCUGCAAAUGCCCGACAAUGGAACAUUCACCUAUGAAUAUGUCCGUCGGGAGUCAGACGGUAGCUGGAUCUAUGAGAGCAAAAAUCGCACAAUUACCACAGGCGAUUGCAACAGUGGUAUACAGAUGGUCUCUGACAACAUUACUACAAGCUCUGGGUCAAUGAAGAGGUCUCUUCGCUCUGAUUUAGUGUCCAGUGUACGCUCUCUAGUAACUGGAGAUGUCCUUCAGAAGCGAGAUGGCUCCAUGCUCGGCCUGCCCGGAAGAAACCUGAUCGAUCCUCCAUAUCAGAUCAACAACACUGCUGGUUCAAUAAGCAACUUGACAAUCCGGACGGACCUCACUCAUUCUAACGGUCUCAAACUGUACGACACGCAUAAUUUCUACGGUAGCAUGAUGAGUGCCGUUAGUCGCGACGCUAUGCUUAAUCGAAGACCUUCCAAGCGACCGAUGGUGUAA
Molecule: messenger RNA, 984 nt
Organism: Penicillium lagena
Lineage: Eukaryota; Fungi; Ascomycota; Eurotiomycetes; Eurotiales; Aspergillaceae
Product: alpha-glucosidase
Exons: 1
Coding region: 1-984 (327 amino acids)
Biological process (GO): carbohydrate metabolic process
Molecular function (GO): starch binding; hydrolase activity, hydrolyzing O-glycosyl compounds
Source: RefSeq, a predicted model, not a curated record